Messenger RNA from Lasiodiplodia theobromae, 1170 nucleotides. RefSeq lists its product as uncharacterized. The transcript is spliced from 4 exons. Bases 1 to 1170 code for a protein of 389 amino acids. NCBI's taxonomy places the organism in Eukaryota, Fungi, Ascomycota, Dothideomycetes, Botryosphaeriales, Botryosphaeriaceae. The record is from RefSeq and is a predicted model, not a curated record.
AUGGGUCGCAUACGAUUUACGCUGUUCACAGGCCAAGGACACGACCAUGAACCUGCCGAUCAGGUGCCGGCAGAAGAAGUGAUGGAUUUCACUUCUUUCCGAAAAUUCCUUGUUGGAUCCUACGGCAUCACCAACCCAGAGUUGGAGUUCCAUAUUCACGACCAGAACAAAACCUGCAACGGAAGCGGAGACGUAGCGCCACAUGUAUGGAGAGGUCUUGCAAUCCUCCGACAAUCCUUGGACUCGGCUUCUCCAAUUUACUAUGUAUGCUUUGUCAAGAAGGAGAGGGAUGCGUCUGUCACGAUCUGCCACGACAGCAUUGACGAAGGCGAAUAUGUUCACAUCGCACAACCUGAGGCUGGAUCCGACCCAUACUGGCUGGAUCCAUUACCCGCAGGAAGCCCAUUUAUGCCCCGCCAUCGAUCAGUAUCUACCGGCACCAUCAUGGCAGACGCGCGUUCAAGCUCUCCCUCUGUCGCUGUAAACAAGAAACGUGCGGGUGACUAUGACAUCCCAGAGCGACCGGCGAAGAAUCUACACCAAGCUACAACCCCGUCGCUGCAGGUCUUCGACGAGGAUGUCGAGAUGGCCGACUAUCCGGAAUCUUCCGGAGGGCGGAAUCGCAUAUCAGGCCAAAUGAUGAGAAGAGCUGUAGUAGAGAUGAAUGCUCUGGACAACCGUCACGAUCGACAGGUUUCCGAGGACGAGGCUAUCCUCGCACUCCAGCUACCAGAUGGGAAGUUCCUAGUCGGCACCUACAAAGAGACUCAGAAUGCGGUUUUACUUCGUCUUGACAAUUUGAACCGGAUCAAGCACUUCGUCCAGGACUACACCCUCCGAGGAGGUCAACUUCCAACGAAAUAUAGGAGCAAACAGGCUUGUGAAGAGCACGUCGAGUACCAAGGAGUCUUCAGAAAAUAUCAAAACAGGCGAAGUUUGCUGAAGAAAAGGCUGGUUUGCUUAUUACAUGAUGAGUCAGAGGAGGAGGACGUCUUCGAAGACGAUGAAGACGGAGAUAAUGCCUUCAGUGGCCCAACCAUACACGAAGGCGACCCUUACGAGAUCCCCUGCGAACGCUGCGCCGACGACGACAUCACAUGUCUCCGCCCAGAUCCCUCGGUUGGAAAGGCUUGCUUGUACCACGAGUCCAAGUUCAGUUCACAUUCGUAA